This is a messenger RNA of Anopheles arabiensis, 3054 nucleotides long. It is a transcript of the gene Dbx, whose product is annotated as homeotic protein labial. The coding region runs from base 489 to 2663 and encodes 724 amino acids. The transcript has 5 exons. Lineage: Eukaryota; Metazoa; Arthropoda; Insecta; Diptera; Culicidae. Gene Ontology annotation, molecular function: DNA binding; DNA-binding transcription factor activity, RNA polymerase II-specific. Gene Ontology annotation, biological process: regulation of transcription by RNA polymerase II. The record is from RefSeq and is a predicted model, not a curated record.
GCGUUGACUCGUCCUGUACGGUGCCGAGUCCGAGUCGUCCCUAUUACGGAGGAGCCGCGAAGGAAGCGCACAGUGUCGUUUUGGUGCAGUGUGUGUGGCGUUACCCUCUCGGAUGUUUGCUGGUAGCAGUAGCAAUUAGUUAUUUAUUGGUUUUGCAAUUAAAGCAAUCGUAGUGUGCAAUUUUCGAUUACUUUCUGAUAAAUGCAGCAAGGUCCAAGUAGGUCGUGAGAAGUGUGUGAAGUGAUUUUACUCCUUUUGAUACAAUCGGUGGAAAAGAUCCGGCAAAGAAAACCAGUUCUGGUGGAAUCGAAAUUGUUUUUAAAGUGUUUGAAUUGUGUUUUGCUAAGUGUAAAUUGCUGUGUGUGUGUUUCUGUCCGUGUCUGUUCACUCCUUUUACUCCCAAAUGUUGUUCAUGCAAAGUUCGCGCUUGUAGUGAAAAAAGUGACCAAAAACAUCCCGUGUUUUUUUCGGGAGGUGAGAGUACAAUCAUGUCCACGGCCAUGUCGACAGCGUUCAUGGUGGACAGUCUGCUGCAGGGCAAGGAUUCGCCGAGCGACCACGGGUCCAGCCCGGUGCACGCAACGCCGGGUGUGACGCACGGUGAUGCCGGCUCGCUAGCCUCCAUCUCGGACAGUGACGAGUUUGACGAACCGAAAGACUCCAGCAGUCUGUGUGACUCGCCGAAAAGCUUCCACAGUCUGCACCAUCCGGCGAGCGAACAUCAGCUGCAGCUCCAUCAUCAUCAUCUCCAUCACCACCAUCACCAUCAUGCACUGUUGGUGCAGCAGCAGCAGCAGCAGCAGCAUCAGCAGCAUCACCACAAUUCGUCCUCAUUCUCGGACGACGAGCUGCCGGCGGCCGGACCUCCAGUUUCCCUCAGUGCGGGUGUGAGACGACCAGGUGCAACGUUUCGACCCCACCCGGACCCGGACGGUGUGGCGGCGCUGGAGCCGAUGGAUUUUGUCUGUGCCAAGUGUGGCCACUGCCAGGUGGACCUGAACCCCGCGGCCGCUCGGGAUGGCAGUCCCAUGGUGGUCGGUGGGGACGGUGGGGGAGAUAAGCGGGCGGGGGAAAAUAACAACAAUCACAGCAAGGAGGAGGAGGAGUGCGACAGUGUUGUGGCUGAACGGCGCGGCGGUGACGGUGACGGGAUUGGUAGUGAGUACGAGUUUCGGUGUGAAAAGUGCGGGUUCGGGGAGUACGUGGUGCCGGGGAAGCAGACCAUCCUGAAGGAGAGCAGCAAACCGGUGCUGAAGUUCAGUGUGUCCGCCAUACUGGGCGACAGGAAGGAGUGCGUUAAAGUUAGGAAUGAAUUUAUUCAACCACAGCACCUUUGGCCUUACAUUCAGCAGAACCUGAUCCAACAGAACCACUUGGCGAACCCGGUCUUCCUCGGCGCCCAUCCGCACCACCCGCAUCAUCCUCAUCAGCAAUUACCCCCGCAUCAUCAUCAUCCACACCAUCACCCGCAUCAUCAUCAUCCCCACCAUCACCAUCAUCAACCGGGCACACAUCCUCUAUCACCUCAUCAGCAGCAGCAGCAACAUCUUACCGUUGGACCCAACGGUAGCCCUACUGGAGGACAUGUAACCAACAACAGCAGCAGUAAUAGUAGUGGUGGACCCCACCACCACCUGCACAACAGCAACAGCAGCAACAGUACGAGCGAGUCGGGCAGCCUGCCCAACAGCCCGGAACUGCAGGAACCGUCGGCCACCGGGUUGGGUCCGAGAGAUAAUAAAAUCAUUGCGAAACCACUUCCGAGUCGACCGACGCCCUUUCUGCACCACAGCCUCAACCAUCCGCAUCUGCACUCGCUGUUGGCCCACUGCCGCAAUCCUUACAUGCCAGGUGGACCACAGGUUUUCCCGCUACCUCCCGGGCAGGGAUUCCCCUGGGCACACUCGACGCGAGGGAAGCCCCGCCGGGGGAUGAUGCGCCGGGCCGUCUUUUCCGACUCCCAACGGAAGGGACUGGAGAAGCGGUUUCAGCUGCAGAAAUACAUCAGUAAGCCGGACCGGAAGAAGCUCGCGGAACGGCUCGGCCUGAAGGACUCCCAGGUAAAGAUAUGGUUUCAGAACCGUCGCAUGAAGUGGCGCAACUCGAAGGAGCGCGAGCUGCUCGCGAACGGUGGCUCCCGCGACCAAACGCUCCCGAACAAGAACAACCCCAACCCGGACCUGUCGGACGCCCGCACCGACCGGCAAACGUCGCUCUCACCGCCUCCCCCCGCAUCACCCCCGCAAGGAUCAACGCCACACGAUGGCCAACCACCACCACAACCCACAACCCCGUCGGCCUCUCCCAAACCGGCCCCAACGGGUCACCAACAGCAGGGCGCAGCACCACAACAACCGCCACCGCCGAUGCUUACCUUCAAGUCCAAGUUUGAGCUGCUGAAACCGAGCGCCGUGGCCGGCGGUGCCGGUGCAGACUUUAAGUUUGACUUUGAGGAUCAGGUGGCGGGAGGGAAUCGACCCCCCGGUGGACACUUCCCGAUGGGUGGCUUUUACCCGGGUGCGACGGAUCCGGCCGCCGGGUCGGGCCGAUCGAACAGUAGCGCCUCGUCGGAGCUGCAGUCGGGAGCGCAGGCCAUGUACUACGACGAGUACGAGUCGGCGGGCGACUCGGACGAUAGCGACGAGGAGAUUAAUGUCACGUGACCUGAUACAAGCGACGAUGAGCUGAUGGGGCAGGGUGCUCCCCGGGCCGGAUGUAAAUAGAAAGGAAACGAAGAGACAAAUGAUCAGAAAACACAUAGGGACAGAGUUUUGCAUAAAAUGUACGAAAUUGUGUGAUGUACCAUAGGGGAUCGAGGGGGGAAGGAUUAAGCCGUUACUUCAGUCAGUGCGUCUAGUUGCUAAGUAUUUAUUGCGCGAACUUUAAUGAAUUUGUACCACUGGUUUAACAACUUCUUUCCAAACACACUUCAAUCAAUCAAUCCACAGUACACGAACAAACACGCCCUAAAGCCAAUGGUCGGAGAUGUGGCGGCUGGGAGAGAUUACACAGAAUUUCAAAUAAAUGUAAUUCCUGCACUAAAGCUAAACAAAA